AUGGAAAUCAUCGAUGGUCUACUAUUUAUGAAAAGACCUGAAAAUCCAAAGCAGAUAACUGAAAGAAAGAAAGUUGAUUUGGAGAAUGGCGAGCAUAAUUAUUCAAAGAACUCUGAAAAGACGUUGAGAAAAGAAGAAGAUGCAACGAGUUUUCCGUCAAAAUUACUUAAGCAUCAAUCUCAGUUAGAGAGUCGUCUACUCACUCGUGAAGAUCUGAUUAAUUUAGACAAAAUUGAACCUCGUUGGAGAUAUAUUCGAAUAGGAUUAUUAAUUGGAUUUGGGAUUAUAUUUUUUGGUCUUUUAGCAGCAUGUAUUGUUUACAUAAUUGUUGGAGAAAAAUGUCCAUCUGUGCCCAAAUUACCAUUUUGGAAAUCAACAGUUGGUUACUGGUUAGAUGUGUUUGCAUUUAAAGACUCUUCUGGCGAUUUAGUCGGAGAUCUAAACGGUCUCACAUCUGAAGUAGAUUACAUCAAAACUGUAGUCGGUGCAGGAUAUGUGAUAUUGGGUCCCAUUACUAAAGGAUUUUACACUAAUUCAUACAAUAUGCUCGGAUUAGUGGAAGAUUAUGAACAGUUAGAUGAGGCAGUCGGCACAAUGGAUGAUUUUCGUGUUCUUUUAAAAAAAUUUCACAAAAACGGUAUAAAGGUGGUCCUGACUUUCAACUUCAAUGCCAUUUCCAUCAAUCAUAAAUGGAUCACAGAGAACAAAGUCAAACUGAAUUCGUUUGAAAAUUCUCUUAAUAAUAAAAUGUCACGAUACGGAAAAGCGAUCAAUGUAGAUAUCGGUGAUCAGAAGUUUUAUUCUGUAUUUGGAUCACCGAAUGUAGAUCUAGAUUUAACUUCUGCCAAAACUCAGAAAGCAAUAUUUGAUGCGAUCCACUUUUGGAUGAAAGAAGGAAUAGAUGGAAUUCUCCUGGAUAAUGCUGCAUUUUUUGUUGAAGAAGAAGAAGAAGGGACACAAAGCAACCUCGGUUCAACAUGGUCGGAAAACUGUCCUAAUUCUCAAUUAUAUAGAAAUGGAAGUGUGAAAUUUGUUGAAAUUGUAAGAGAAGAAAUGAACAAGUGGAUUAAGGAAAGUGGAAAAGAAAAAUUAUUGGCUGUGAACUCUGGUGAUACAGGUUGUGGUGUGGGCGAUAAUCCAGAUCCAAUGUUGAUGUUCAGAGAUGUGGCUGAUUUAAUAAUCAGUCGUGAAUUGGUUUUCAAUAGGGGUAGAAGUGAAAUGCGAGAAUCAUUCGACAAAACAACCAUACAGAAAUAUUCUACAUAUUCAGACUCGGAUAAGGAGAAAUUAGGAUUGAUAGCAAGUACUUCAAAUAAUCCAACAGAUUCAGAUGUGAUUCAGCUUGCAUUAACAUUAUUAUUACCAGGACAACCAAUAAUUUAUUAUGGAACUGAGACGGGUAUCAAUAACAUGGAAUUAUCUUUUAUUCCGGAAAAGUUAUAUCCAAAAGGGAAACGUUACAAUAAUGAAGAGGCAUUUUGGUCUACACGAUCUCAUUUACCAAUGCCAUGGGAUUUCAAAGGGAGGAGAUUUUCAGCAACAAUAAAUGACUCUAGUUUUAGUGACUAUUUGGAUGGUUAUUCACAUAAGGAAACCGUUGAAGAAUCGUCGGAUCAUGUAGAAGCAUUUGCACGAAAGGCAAAAGGAUUUUCAACAUUCAUUGUGGUAAUAUUGAAGCAGUUAAUGGAGGAUUAUCUUUUGGAUCUCACUUCUAUUUGUUCAUCAGUUACACCGAAAAUGAUUUAUCCUUCACAUCCACAUUUACAAGUUGACAUUCCAUUAACAACUUCAAAAAUAUACAUUCCGAAAAGGGACAAUGCCAACUACAUCUUAGUAUUUCAUUGUAAUUGA
Messenger RNA from Schistosoma bovis, 1851 nucleotides. The record is from the annotation of a GenBank genome assembly. Lineage: Eukaryota; Metazoa; Platyhelminthes; Trematoda; Strigeidida; Schistosomatidae.